Messenger RNA from Mandrillus leucophaeus (drill), 2359 nucleotides. RefSeq names its product keratin 23, type I (gene KRT23). The transcript is spliced from 10 exons. Gene Ontology annotation, molecular function: structural molecule activity. Bases 795 to 2063 code for a protein of 422 amino acids. NCBI's taxonomy places the organism in Eukaryota, Metazoa, Chordata, Mammalia, Primates, Cercopithecidae. The record is from RefSeq and is a predicted model, not a curated record.
GUGGCUCCCGCCCCCAGACUGCUUCUUUAUUCAUUCCUAACCUUUACCUUGGCAGAUGAAAUAUAAGAUUCAUCAACCACAUUUGACAGUCCAUGGCAGGUUUCCUGUUUUCCAUCGUCCCUCUGCAGGUUACAGACACACAGAACCCAGCUGUGGCAGGCUCAGCCAGGGUCCCCGGCUGCUCACAACGGCUGCAUUCCUCCCCGAGGGCCAAGGGAAGUCCUGAGCGCAGGCCAGGGUUGUUUGGUUUUGAGGUGUGCUGGGAUGAAAGGCACCCUGGAAGUGGAAGUGACUGUCACAGAGGCAUCAGAUAUUCACCAUCUUCUCAACUGCCUCAGCACAGCAAGCUUUAUUCCAGGACCCAAGAUCCUGUUCUGAGCUGGCUCUCCCUUCUCAGGCUCACUCACCCUCCCUUUAGAGGUGGAGAUUACUGGGGGUGGAAAAACGUAAAUGAACAAUGGAAAAACUUCCCAGCAAGAUUAGAAAGAUACCUGAGCCUAACACCCGCCUGAUGUCCUGCGCCACACCUCCGGUUACCAGGGGAAGGGAGGAAGCAAACUGUCACAUUGAUGUGGCUCUAAACAACAACAGUGUGCGAAGGCCCGGGGCACUGUGGGAUUGACCAAGAGGAAACACAGGUUGCACAAUGAUACGAUCUUGUCGGUACAAUUGUCAGAGAAGGGAACUCCCACAGCAAAGGCCAUAAAACCAUCCAGGGCAGUCUGGCGCGGCUCAGUUCUGCGGUACCAGGGAGUGAAACAGAGCCCAGCCCCAUCCCAAACACAGAUGGGACCAUGAACUCCAGAAGCAGCUUCAGCCAGACCCCCUCGGCCUCCUUCCACGGCACCGGAGAUGGCUGGGGCCGGCCCAGGAGCUUCCCCAGGGCUCCCACCGUCCACGGCGGUGCAGGGGGAACCCGCAUCUCCCUGUCCUUCACCACGCGGAGCUGCCCACCCGCUGGAGGGUCUUGGGGUUCUGGAAGAAGCAGCCCCCUCCUAGGCGGAAAUGGGAAGGCCACCCUGCAGAAUCUCAACGACCGCCUGGCCUCCUACCUGGAGAAGGUUCGCGCCCUGGAGGAGGCCAACAUGAAGCUGGAAAGCCGCAUCCUGAAGUGGCACCAGCAGAGAGAUCCUGGCAGGAAGAAAGAUUAUUCCCAGUAUGAGGAAAACAUCACACACCUGCAGGAGCAGAUAGUGGAUGGUAAGAUGACCAAUGCUCAGAUUAUCCUUCUCAUUGACAAUGCCAGGAUGGCAGUGGAUGACUUCAACCUCAAGUAUGAAAAUGAACACUCCUUUAAGAGAGACUUGGAAAUUGAAGUCGAGGGCCUCCGAAGGACCUUAGACAACCUGACCAUUGUCACAACAGACCUAGAACAGGAGGUGGAGGGAAUGAGGAAGGAGCUCAUUCUCAUGAAGAAGCGCCAUGAACAGGAAAUGGAGAAGCAUCAUGUGCCAAAUGACUUCAGUGUCAAUGUGAAGGUGAAUACAGGUCCCAAGGAAGAUCUGAUUAAGGUCCUGGAGGAUAUGAGACAGGAAUAUGAGCUUAUAAUAAAGAAGAAGCAUCGAGACUUAGACACUUGGUAUAAAGAACAGUCUGCAGCCAUGUCCCAGGAGGCAGCCAGUCCAGCUGCUGUGCAGAGCAGACAAGGUGACAUCCACGAGCUGAAGCGCACGUUCCAGGCCCUGGAGAUUGACCUGCAGGCACAGUACAGCACGAAAUCGGCUUUGGAAAACAUGUUAUCUGAGACCCAGUCUCGGUACUCCUGCAAGCUCCAGGACAUGCAAGAGAUCAUCUCCCACUACGAGGAGGAACUGAUGCAGCUACGCCAUGACCUGGAGCGGCAGAACAACGAAUACCAAGUGCUGCUGGGCAUCAAAACCCACCUGGAGAAGGAAAUCACCACGUACCGACGGCUCCUGGAGGGAGAGAGCGAAGGGACAAUGGAAGAAUCCAAGUCGAGCAUGAAAGCGUCUGCAACUCCAAAGAUCAAGGCCAUAACCCAGGAGACCGUCAACGGAAGAUUAGUUCUUUGUCAAGUGAAUGAGAUCCAAAAGCAUGCAUGAAACCAGUGAAAGUUUCUGCCUAUUGUAAAAUCUAUUUUCCCCCAAGGAAAGUUCUUGCCCAGACACCAACGAGUUCUAAAAGAUGUCUUUGGAGUUAUCAGACUCAGAAACUUGUAUUAUUUUUUUCUGUAACAUUCUACAAUCUCACCAGACUUCUCAUAAUGCUCUUAAUAUAUUGCACUUUUCGAAUCAAAGUGUGAGUUUAUGGGUGUAAAGCUCUACUUUCCUACGGCAGCCUUCAGAUUCUCAUCAUUGUGCGUCUAUUUUGUAGCCAAUAAAACUCCUCACUAGCUGCA